UAUUUGUACGGUUUCAGGCCAUCGUGUGUAACGGUUGAGAGUAUCCGUCAAAAUGGUUCAGAAGAAGGUGGCCAAGAAUAAGAAGGGGAAGAAGAAGAUCGCAGCAGCGCCCGUCAUCGCUCAGAGGAAGGAAGAACCCAAGAAAGUUGAGAAUCCCCUAAUCGAGAAGCGGUCGAAGAACUUUGGCAUCGGUCAAGAUAUCCAGCCUAAGCGUGAUCUUUACCGAUUCGUCCGCUGGCCGAAAUGCGUGAGACUUCAGCGCCAGAAGGCUGUUCUUCAAACACGAUUGAAGGUACCACCACCAAUCAACCAGUUCUCGCAAACGCUCGACAAGCAAACUGCCGUGAACCUCUUCAAGCUCCUUGACAAGUAUCGGCCGGAGACUAAGCUUGCCAAGAAACAGCGUCUGAAGGAGCGAGCUGAACAGCGCGCGAAAGGAGAAGAAGAGAAGGUCAAGAAAAGGCCUAAUGUCAUCAAGCAGGGGACGAAUUCUGUGACUACUGCAAUUGAGCAGAAGAAAGCUUCUCUCGUCAUCAUCGCUCACGAUGUUGAUCCGAUUGAGCUGGUGAUCUUCCUGCCCACGCUUUGUCGCAAAAUGGGAGUUCCCUAUUGCAUCAUCAAGGGGAAGUCCCGACUCGGUCGUCUGGUGCAUAGGAAGACCUGUUCCUGCGUGGCGCUUACAACGACGAAUUCUGAGGACAAGAAUCAGCUGAACAAGUUGUUGGAGGCCAUCAAAACCAACUUCAACGAUCGUUUCGAGGAGAUCAGGAGACACUGGGGUGGUGGUCUUGUUGGUGUCAAGUCUGCGGCGAAGAUUGCCAAGUUGGAGAAAGCAAAGGCCCGCGAGGCUGCGCAGAAAGUUGCUGUUUGAAAUCAUCUCCCGUAAUUCGUUCUUGCGAUGAGAAUAAAUUUCUUGAAGGGGAGCGUCAAGAAA
Notodromas monacha is the source of this 934-nucleotide messenger RNA. The record is from the annotation of a GenBank genome assembly. NCBI's taxonomy places the organism in Eukaryota, Metazoa, Arthropoda, Ostracoda, Podocopida, Cyprididae.